AUUGUGGUUAUAUGGGAUACUUGCAUGAGCAGGACAGCCUGCUUGUUCAUAAAUCCACAUUUGCCCAUUUACAUUGUUUUGCUUGAAUUGCUCUGUACAAUAUUUUUUCCUAAAUCAAGGAGCCUUUACACUACCGCAAACAAACAAAUAAACUCGCACUUUUUCGUGUUUGACAGUUUGCCAAACUCCCGCAAACAAGGCAAAACAACCCAGGCAAGGCAAAAUGUAUGCAGGUUGACGUUUGUACAAACAAAUCCAGGCAAACAAACAAAGCAGACAAACUGGCAAACUGUCAAAAAAUACGAGUUUGUUUGUUUGUUUGCCGUAGUGUAAUAGCUACUUCACCAAUUCCUCUUUAUGGGCCGGUACGCACCUCCAAAGAAAUGGGUCGCUUCCGCUGAGGCCAACUUAAUUUUUUUUCUUGACAGUUUUUUUUAAUGUGCACUCUACAUAAACAUAAACCGACAAGAUAAACCAAAACUAUACUCCCCAAACCCCUGAUGAUUUAUCUCGAUUCACGAUAGUUGACAACAGUUACCAUGCGCAGCAUCGUGCACGUCACGUUUCUAACAAAACAUGAGUCAUACACAAGUAGAGCCUCGGACGGGCCCUGAUUUAAAAAAUGACUGAAUAUCCUGUUUUACCACCAGAGGUUAUUUCACUGAUCCUGGAAUUCCUCCCGUUCAGAGAACGGCUAGCUACCGCUGCUGUAUGCAAACAGUGGUACGAUUUGGUUUACGGAACCAAGUUUUGCCGUCAGCGGCUGGUUUUACGCGUGGAACCCGGCAAUAAUCUGGUGCAACUUCAGCAGAACAACAGCUUACUGCUCCAGCGAUGUCGCGCGAUGCAACUGCAGCUCAGCGGAAUAGACGACGAGGGUAUCGUUUUGCUCAAGGACUUACUGAUGGCGAAAGCUGCGAUGUUGCGAUUGUCGGUUGUUGGGAGUACUCGGGAGUUGAAAUCAAUCUUGGAAGAUACGCUUCCUGGUUUGGACCAGUUGAUCGGGUUGGAAAUUGAAUUAUUGGCGGAGCCAAGCUCGGAGCUGGAAGAAGUGACUUCAGGUGAACUCGGGGAGGUUCCUUCAGAAAAUGAAGAAGACCGUGUCCUAAACAUGAUAAGCGAUUGUGGCGGAGCUUCUACUUUCAUAACAACAUUGAACCUAACCAAUAGUAGCAUGAAGUAUCUUGCACUAAAAGAUACAAAUUGUGAUCAUACUUAUAUCGAUGGAAACUUUCCGUCAUUGACAAAUGUUUCAAUGCGUAAUAGUGUUCUUUGUUCGGCGUCCGAUGAUGCAUUCGAUUUGGAAGAAUUGAGCUUAUCACAUUUUGAUGGUAGCACGGAGAGCGACGACGAACCAGUUUCCGACGAAAUGGCUAACUUGAAAAAACUUUACCUCGCAAACACUAGCAUCGAUUCAAGAACAUUAAGAUUUUUGGCACUGAACGAGCUACGUUUGGUCGAAACAAAAACAGUUUUCGCAUCGUUACGAGAUUCGAUAUCUGCGAUGAAGCAGCUUCUAAAGUUGGAACUGGUUGAUGUUACGUUUCAAGAAGACACGCUGCCAAACACAAGAUUUACCUCGGACAGUAUUACCAAAUUUAAAUUUUACUGUGCAAAAGAUUACACAGUUAAAGUGGACUUUCAGAACUUGGAAUGCCUUUCCUACAUUUCCACCUCACAAGUUGCACCCGAAAUAUUCGAACAGAUUUGGAUCAACCACGGGAAACUUCAACGAUUGUCGUUCGGUGUCUGCGAAGGACAACUUGGCACAUUCCUCACGAAGUCAUCCCUCGCCCACAUGAACAACCUUCCCACGCUUAAAAUCCUCCAACUCGUUCGGAUGUCUCUGGACAACGUAGACUGGUCCCAGUGCCGCCACCGUAACCAACUUCAAAAGAUCAGACUCGUCUGCUGCCCAAUCGAUGGCCGUGGAGCCCUACAACUUGCCGCGACUUUCCCCGAACUGCGUGAACUGUUUCUGGACCAUUGCCAUCUGCGACAGCCGACCGCAGCGUUCGAAAUUGCGGAAAACUUUUCGGAACAGCAAGCCCUGAGGCGUCGGUUGGAACGUUGUCGAGUUUCGUACUACGAUUGUCACGUGGAAGAUCCGCUUGGUUCCUGUUGAAAUGAGUAUACUUGAAGCAAUGUACACUGAUCAAUUCUCUACAAAAUCGGUAAUUUUUCUUUAAUUUUAAUUUUUGUAUUUUUUAAUCCGCUUGAAACCUUAUAGAUGCCUUUGGUAUGCCCAAAGAAGCCAUUUUGCAUCAUUAGUUUGUCCAUAUAAUUUUCCAUACAAAUUUGGCAGCUGUCCAUACAAAACUGAUAUAUGAAAAUUCAAAAAUCUGUAUCUCUUGAAGGAAUUUUUUGAUCGAUUUGGUGUCUUCGGCAAAGUUGUAGGUAUGGGUACGGACUACACUGGAAAAAAUGAUACAGGGUAAAACAAUUUUGGGGGAUUUUUUAUUUAACUUUUUGUCACUAAAUGUUUAAGGGAACAUCAAAUGAUUUUUUUUAAAUUUCCAAAAUGGCAAAAAAAUCUUUAACCGAGUUAUACAUUUUUUAAGCAAUACUGAUUUUUUUUUGCAUUUUUUCAAAAAAUCGAAAAAUUGGUCGCAAAAUUUGUCAACUUCAUUUUUCGAUGUAAAAUCUAAUUUGAAAAAAUAAAUAAAUCAAUACUAACAUUUUAAAAGGGCCGAACAUUCAAUAUUACGCCUUUUUGAAAUGUUAGUCUUGAUUUAAUUUUUUUGAAAAUAUUGCUUUCGAAAAAAUCGGAAAAAUUUGACGAAUGUUUCAUAUUUUAAUCUAACCAUUAGUUGCUGAGAUAUCGAUAGUAGAAAAUGGUAGGUUGUUUGGGUGAGACUUGGAAAACAUCAAUUUUCCCAUUUUUUAAUCUUUGCACGGCAAUAUCUCAGCAACUAAAGUUCGUUUCAACAAAGUUCGAAAAAGCAAAAUAUAGAAAAUUUUCUCAGCUUUAAAUUAUUUUUUCAAAAGUGGGCAAACAUGGGCACUAAUCUAAAAAAUUAAUAAAUGCGACUAUUUUCAAAAAAGUUACCUAAAAAUGGCUUUAACUUGAAAACGGUGCACUUUAUGAAAAUUUCACUUAAGUACUUUUUUAUUGCAAAUUUGAUUUUACAUCCAAAAAUGAAGUAGAAAAAUGUUUGCGACCGAUAUUUCGAUUUUUGAAAAAAUAAGUAUUGAUUCACAAAUUCAUAACUCGGUCAAUGAUUUUUGGCCCGUUCUGGAAAUUUCUAAAAAGUUGUCAUUUAAAGCACAUUAGAAAAAAAAGAAAAAGUUUUUUUUUUGCAGAUCAAAUUUUGGUGACAAAAAGGGGAAAAAAAUCACAAAAAAAAAUUUACCGUGUAUCAUUUUUUUAGUGUAGACCUUAUCUAUACCUACGUUUUGCCGAAGACACCAACUCGAUCAAAAAAUUCUUUCAAAAGAUACAGAUUUUUUAAUUUCCAUAUAUCAUUUUUGUAUGGACUGGACAGCUGCAUUACAUGGACAAACAAAUGAUGCAAAAUGGCUUCUUUGGGCAUAUUAAAGGCACCAAAAAAGUUUCAGCCGGAUAAAAAUACAAAAAAAAAUCGAAUGACCUCAGAGAAUUGCUCCACUACUUAUUGUGUUGAAUAUAUUCUAGAUAAAUAUGACAAAAAGAUGUACUUUUGAACCUCUCAAGGAGCUUUUUUUGAUUACAUAAUGAUAAAUGAUAUGGUUUUAAGCAAAAUAGUUUUUAAGGAAAUUGAAAACGCAAAUUUUGACCACCCUGUUCUAGCUACGAUCACCCUAAUUGCCAAACAAACAAAGAACGGGUACCAUUACUUUUGCCAAGGAACUUACAAGCAUGGGCGUCCAUGCCGGGAAAUCCCGGCCAAAAUUUCCAGGACUUUUUUCAAAGCCAUCGAACAAUGUUUUGAAAUCAAGAAAAAUAAAAUAACUGAUAGUUUUAUUUAAAAA
Messenger RNA from Culex pipiens pallens (northern house mosquito), 3951 nucleotides. RefSeq lists its product as uncharacterized. The transcript has 3 exons. Lineage: Eukaryota; Metazoa; Arthropoda; Insecta; Diptera; Culicidae. Gene Ontology annotation, molecular function: protein binding. The record is from RefSeq and is a predicted model, not a curated record. The coding region runs from base 623 to 2125 and encodes 500 amino acids.